Messenger RNA from Anas platyrhynchos (mallard), 7650 nucleotides. It is a transcript of the gene FRS3, whose product is annotated as fibroblast growth factor receptor substrate 3. The record is from RefSeq and is a predicted model, not a curated record. Gene Ontology annotation, cellular component: cytoplasm. Lineage: Eukaryota; Metazoa; Chordata; Aves; Anseriformes; Anatidae. Gene Ontology annotation, molecular function: transmembrane receptor protein tyrosine kinase adaptor activity; fibroblast growth factor receptor binding. Gene Ontology annotation, biological process: fibroblast growth factor receptor signaling pathway.
GCCACUUGUUCUCAGACCCUUGAGGGCUUUCCAUCGGAUGAAGACGCCUUCAUGCUCCUAAGCAGCAGAUGCGUACGAUCCCUCGUGUCCUCACCUCUCCUGCUUAGGGUCCCAAAGCCAAGAAGGAAAACGUCUCAUUUUUAGGUUUUCUAGCUGGUAUUUCUUCAGAAGUUCUGCGUUGAAAGCACUCGCUGCUCUCUGCCCGUUGGGAUGUCGUCGAGCCUAGUGUCUGUGCUGAGUUCUUGAUAAGUUUGUUAGAAAAUUGGCACAGCUAGCAGAGCAGGAUGAUGUACACUCACCGUGCAAAGUGUGUUUGAACAUCUGAUGCCUGCUCUAAGCCUGCUGUGCAUUUUAGGAGCAGCGAGUGCUGAGUUAUUCCCCGUAUUCAUUCAAGUGCAGGGGGAAGAUGGGGCAGUUUCCCUCGUGCUCUAGGUGACUGACACCUCCUUGCCAUGAAGUCCCGAAGGAGAUAGAGGGACAGUAGUGGGAAUUUCUUCUCACCCUCCAAAAGCACCCAAACAGUUGCCUAAUGGGAUUACCUCUCCUGCUGACGUCAUGGGGAGCUGCUGCAGUUGUCUGUGCAGAGACAGCAUCCCAGACAACCACCCCAGCAAAUUUAAGGUAACGAACGUGGACGAUGAAGGCAACGAGCUGGGGUCUGGGAUCAUGGAGCUGACGCAGACGGAGCUCAUCUUGCACACUCACAAGCGGGACGCGGUCCGGUGGCCCUACCUCUGCCUGCGCCGCUACGGCUACGACUCCAACCUCUUCUCCUUCGAGAGCGGCCGCCGCUGCCAGACGGGGCAGGGGAUUUUUGCCUUCAAGUGUUCCAGAGCGGAGGAGAUCUUUAACCUGCUCCAGGACCUGAUGCAGUGUAACAGCAUCAACGUCGUGGAGGAGCCGGUUGUCAUCACCAGGAACACUCACCCCACCGAGCGGGAGCUCUCCCGGACCCCCCAGGCACCCAGCAGUCUGGGUUACACCGUCCCAGGAUUUCCCAAUGGAUUUCACAGCUUCUCUGGAGAACCCCUGUCCUACUCAGCAGCCCGCCACCCCUCCGUGAGCAGCCUGAGGCAUUCCUCCGUGGGUGAAGACUCCACUCAUGCCCUCAUUGGGCCUGACGAGCAGUCCCACACCUACGUGAACACGGCCAAUGGUGAUCAGGAGCCGAGGGGCCGACACUGUAUGCACUCCUUGCCUGAAGCCCACCCUCCUUUCCCUCAUAGGAACCGCAGCUGCUCCCUCGAAGACCGCAACCCCCAGGUCUUUCUGCAGCCGGGGGAGGUGAAAUUCGUCUUGGGCCCCGCGCCCAACUACAGGCGCAUCUCUCGGCACCCCCAGGAGUGCAGGACCCACUUCUGCGCCCCCAACAACAACAACAACGAGUGCGAGGGUGAGUGUCCCUCACCCCAGUGCGUCUACGAAAACGUCAACGGCUUGCUGCCCCCCGCCACCUCGUCCCUCUGCCGGGCCGGGCGCUUGAAAGUCCCCCGGGAGGACGCGGGCUCGGCCGGCUGCUCGCAGCGCAGAGCUGCCUUGCUGCACUACGAGAACUUGCCCUCGCUGCCUCCGGUGUGGGAGUGCCAGCCGCUCCGGCGGGGCGAGGAGGACGCCGGGGACGUGCUGACGCCUUCCCCUAACGGCUACCCCGAGGCUGGCGAGGAGGAUCCCCUGCAGAACUACAUGAACUCGGAGAGCGCCGCGCUGCACGGGGGUGGCAGCUUGCGGCGAGGCAGCUUCUUACCCAAACCCCGUCGGGGCUGCGUGCCCAACGUCUUCAGCUUCGAUUUCCCCCGGCCCCGGCUGGAGCAGCCGCGGCAGCUCAACUACAUCCAGGUGGAGCUGGAGGCUGAGCCUCGCAAAGGGCACGCGAAGCCCCCAGCCCCCUGUGCCGCGCCUCCCGCUGCCCACGAAGCCCGCCGGACGGACUCCUACGCCAUCAUUGACCUCAAAAAGACAGCAGCCAUGUCCAAUUUGCAAAGGGCCCUGCCGAGGGACGACGGGACUUCACGCAAAACCCGACAUAACAGCACUGACCUGCCUCUGUGAGGGGGGCUGCCGAGCGCUGUGUUGUGGCUUUGGUCCCUGCCCUUCGGUGUGGCUUCCAUUCGCCAUCGCCCUCUGCUUCCCCGUUACCCCGUUUCCUGGUGUCAUGGGAUGGGUCCUACAGCUGAUGUCAAGGCUAGUCUGUCCGUCCGUCUUCCCCUCCCCGUCUCUCCCGUGUAGUUUGUUUUCUAAAGCCUUACGGGAUGUGGGAAGCUGCUGUUGGAGGUGAACGGAGGGGCAGGAGGUGGCAGCAGGAGGUGCUGUGCGGGCACCUCCUCGGGCAGGGCUAACUCUGACCUCCCGGCAGCUCCGUGGGCAGUGCAGGUGGUCCCAAAAACGAGGUGCUGGGGGAGCUCCACAGCAAAUCAAGCUCAUCUCCCGUGGAUUUCACACCUUGCAGCUCCGGGGGCAGCAAGCUCUGCGGUCAGGCCACUCCAGAGUUGGUUCUUGCCUUGUGCUUUCCAUGGUCCCCAACACCAUGGGAGCUCAUGCUGCAGUCUUUCCCCCCUCAGCUUGCUCCUUCCUCCCUCUGCACUGUUUCCUUGAAGCUCGCAGAAGCUUCUCAUCCUUCUGGCCCUUUCCCAGAUUCGAUUUAAAUUGGGCGACUCUAGAAAUUAGUAGAGGAGGAGACACAGCCAUGGACACAGACACUGUGAUCGCACAAACCUCAUUUCCUGAAGACACCCUGCUUAAAAAGAGGAGGGGAAGACUGCAAGGAUGAGAGAUUGCAGGUUUGCGAUAGAAGCCUUCAACUGUACCGUACACUGUUUUGAUUUUUAAGGGUUCUUUUUUGGUGGCUGUUCAGAAGUGCUGUUGACUUGCCGAUUAAUUUAUUCGUUUAUUUAUUUAUUUAUUAAAUGCUCUUUUGCCUUCCCAGUGGUAAAUUGCCAAAAACCGGUGCCAAUACAAACCGUACUUGCUCCACGCGCUGUGCCUGGGGUCUCUGAUGAGAGCUGGUGGCUUUGCUGAGCUGUGGCCGGAGAAAAGAGCAGCCAGGAAUCUUUUUUUUUAUUUUAUUUUUUAAAUUUUAUAUUUUUUAACUGGGAUUUGCUGCCGCAGGGUGGGUGGGUGGGAGGGAAGCGGUGGGGGAGACGUGGGAGCGCGAGCAGAGCUGCGAGGCAGCCGAGCUUGGAGUCGUAUCAAAGACGUUUCCACCACCCACGUGCCUGGCUGGGCCCAUGAGAAAUAUUUGAUCUGCGUUUCCAGCGAGCGUGCCGCGCGUUUCCUCCAACUGCAGCCUUGGGAAGGGCUAAGUUUCAGCUCUCGGGUAAACUCGUGGCCUUUGAUGUUGGGUUUUUCUGUUGACGCCGGGGCUGAGCUCGAGCUGAGCUGUCAGGACGCCCUUUGAGGUCCCGUGUAGGGUCUGUGCUCCUCUCUGGGUGGGGACGUGCCACCGCCCCUCUGCGUGGUGACCUGCUGCAGCUCAGUCCCUCCCCGGAUCACUUUGUCAUUGCGAGCUGCUUCUAAGCACUCGGGGUUGCUUUGCAGGCCCACGUUUCUGCUCUCCGCGUUCAUCUUCCUCCUUGGGAUGCGAGCUGAGGGGUGGAGCGCUCGUUUGCUGAGCCUCGCCGUGUCCUUGUUCCUAAAGCUUUCUGAUUUGAAGUCAGAGAAAGGGGCCAGGACCUGGUCAGCCAGCCAUAACCUGCAAGGUCCACGGGCUCAAUUUCCAUACUUCUGAAGCUCAGCUUGGUUUUUGUGCUGCGAUGUCAUGCCGAAACGGGACCCUUUUGGAAUCAGAAAGGCAUCAAAUGCCGGGCGGUGCCGUGCCUGCGUCUGCACAGCACGGAUUCCUCGACUUGUUCAUUGCACUAGAAAUUCAAAGUGCACCACAUGCUUCAAUUCAGUGAUUUUUCCUUUUUUUUGGGAAGUUCUCAUGCUUGUUGUAUGCUCUUUUCUCCACCCCAACCCUUGAGUGAUUUAUAACCGAAAGGAAACCCAAGUCAUAUAUUUUUAUAUGUAUGCCAAGUGACUUUAUGUGGAGGGAAAAGGACAAGUAAUGUAUUCCCCUAAACCUAUCAAACUUCCAUUUGAGGAAGUGAGAGAAGAAAUUGUUUCACUCGAUGUAUUAAAGUUAACUGCAUUAAGCCUUAACCAAACUACUUAAAUAAUUCUAAUUAUUUUUCUAAUUUCUACAUGAGAAGUGUCUAACCUGUCAGCGUCGCCCCCGGGACAGCUCCAGCGGCUCUGACCCCGCAGCGCGGUGCUCUGGGAGCCUCCACAUGAACCUGCCUUCACAGCAUCACUGCCCGGCUGGGAAAUACAAAAUACUCCCCGAUUUCACCCAGAAAGGUUAAAAAGGAUGAAAUAUUUCACAUUUAUGUGGAGCACGGUGGCAGGGCCAGGUCUUGCAGGCUGGGUGUGCGCUGUUGGGUGAGAGCUCGUGUGUGGCUCAGCCUUGGGGCACCUGCUGGGGGCACCUCCUGCUCCCUGUGGUGUCCCCUGACCUGGCUGCGUGUCCCCAAGGGCUGGGACGUUCCUGGAGGUGUCGGGACGAGCACGGCUGCGUUGCUGGGGGCUCCUCACCGCGGUCCCCGAAGGGCUGGGCUGCUGUUUAUGUGGCUCGAAUUCGCUUUGGAUUGGGGAAAGCUGCCCUUGAUGUUUGGGUUGCUGCCAUUCACGUCCUCCUGAUGAACUGUGCUGUCUGCCUUGGUCCUCCUGCCCUCCUCCAGCAAUCCCCGAGCUCCCCUACCUCAUGAGGACAUCAGAAGCAGCGAGGAGAGCCUUGGGCAGCAGCUGAGUGCGUGCGCAGCACCCCCCUUACCGCCGGUCCCCGCCAGCAUCCCGCACCCCCUUUACAGCUGCACCUAUUUCGAGGAGGAAGGAAAAAAGAGAUGCAUUUUCUCAUCGUUAAGGAAGACCUGAUGCUGGCUGCUCUCAGAGAAUCGUAACCCAGUGGGCACCUCGCUUCUCCAUCCUCUGCUUCAUGCUGCGCUAUCGCCACCUCCCUGGAAAGCCUCGGGGAUGAAAAGCCGCUCGCAGCCCGUUUGCAGGGGGGUUGUUUAAUGUUUAAGCAACUCGGUAGGAAACUUCAUGUGGGCAAGCAGGAAACCAGUCGUUUAUGGCUUUCAGGGUGUGCAUCAGGUCUGUGUGCAAGUCAUUUUUCUCAUUUUUCUUCGCUUUUGUGGAAAACUUCACCAGAGCAAUAUCUGCGUUAAGUGACCCGGACCCUUUCGUAACUUCUUAAACCUCAAUUUUGCAGGUGGUGUGGAGGUGCAAGAACAGACCAGAGUUGUUUGAACACUGAGGCAGAAGUUCUAGGGGCAGCUGGGAGCAGAAAUGUCACUAGUUUGGGUUUCUCCCUGGUAUUUCCACCUGUGUGGAGCUCUCCAGUGUCGCAGCUUCCUCUAGUGGUCAGACCUGAAACGGUUGCAGAGUUAAAAUUGGUACGAGGUUGGAAGGCCGGGGCGUUUGGUGGUUUUUUUUUCAUUCCUUCAGUUUGAUUUGAGCAUUGGGCAGUAGGGAUCCCUCCUGAGAGCCCUUUGGAGUCAUUCCUCCUUAUGGUUUUCUUUGGGUUGAAAAUUCUGAAAUGUGCCGUCUCUUUAUUUUGCAAGGAUGGAUCUUGCAGGUCUUGCUUUGAGCCUUACGUGCGAGUUCGCUGCGCUUUCCCAAGGAGUGCACGGACACGUGCGUGCUCACCUGGAUGGGAAACAAACCAGGGAUUUCUGCCGACUCCUCCUGUCCCACCAGCCAUGGUUCUCCCCCCGCAGGGAAGACUGUUCUCCGCGGAGCAGAACUCCUCACCCUUUGUGGUUGUGUCCCCAGGAUCUGGAUUUAAGACUGCAUGAUCCAUUCUGCGCGCUGUGCCUCCAGCUGGUGCUGCCCAGCUUGUCUGAAAGGAAAGGAACCAGCAGGUGUACGGCUGAAGCCUUCUCCAGCACCAGGCCCUGAAGCUGAGCAAAUCCCUGAGAUUGUUUAAUUCCCAGCUUGGUUCUGCAAAGAUCCCUCGCCUGGUGCCCCUCGUGCCCGGCAGUUCCAUCCGUGGAUGGGAACCUGGAAAAGGGGCGGUGUGCAGGCAGCUCCUGGGUUUGCUGAGACUUUCUUUGGUUCCUCAGAGGAGGUUUAGGCAACCAAACGCAGCUGGUGUGGCUCCUGCUGGAGGCUGCGGUGCUGCUUCGCUGUCCUCUGCGUGUAGGAUCGAGGUUCAGGGGACGGCUGUGGAAGCAGCUGUCUGCUGUGCAGCGAUGAUUUGACUGACUUAACCUUUAUAAGUGAUUCUUGUUUGAGCUCUGAGUUAAUCAACCAGAGUUUCUCCCCUGAUAUUUCUUCCCCGGUGACUGCAUAAAGAGCUCUUCUACCCUUCCCUUUCCCAGGAACCUGCUGGGAGGUGUGUAGCUUCCCAUGGCUCCCAGUCGUUGUUUGUUGUGGGAGGGUUUUUCGUUUUCUUUUCUAAUUUUAACCCGUUUUAAUGUGCCUGCUUUCCCCUUGAGAAAAGGUGGCCUGAUUAUUUGUGAGCUGGAUCUGCCUUACAGGGAGGGGGGUGGCGAAGGAGAGGCUGGCUUGUGAGGGUUAAGGGAUCAAUAUUUCUGCAGAUUUUGAUUGUCUCAGUACUAAGUGUCACUUUUCUUACCUAAGCCAUGCUGUCCUCCGGGACAAAACCCAAACCCAGCUUCAGCUCCUGCUGUCCUUCUUUCCAGCGAGCGAUUACCGACCAAAUACCUCCGAUCCCCAGGACCCUGUCUCGCACCAGCAGGGCUCCCACCUCGGGUUCUGCCCCGCGUCUCCUUUCCCCGUGCCUCAGUUUCACCGGGGCAAAACGGGGAAGGCGGCGGCGACCUCCUUGGUGUGCUGAUGCCUGUGAGAUCCGAGGGAGAGCGUUGCGGCAGGGCUUGGUACUCCGGCUGUAUGUUCUCUUAGCCAUUUUCUCCCCAAAUCCUUCCCCUCUCCCUCCACGUUACGCUGCUCAGCCCUCGUGGGUCGUUAUUUUGACUGUGAAAUAACAUUAACGAGCGAUUGUUAAUGAACGUUGUUGCCUCAUCGUGGUCCAAAUUCAGCUUCCAGGGGGCUGCAGCCAGUCUUACUGGGAAGUUUCUCUUUCCCCCAAACGUGGCUCCUGGUGAAAUGCUGCGCGCAGGUAGCAGAACAGGUUCAGAUUCCUGUUACCAAACAGGACCAAAGGUUGAAUACAUUAGGGGAAAUCCCGAGAGCUUUGAAGUUGCCAAUUACGAGCCGGGGUGUAGAAAAAAGUUAAUUCUUCAGAAGGGGCCUGAUUUGUUUUCUCUUCCCUAAGUGAAUGUGAUUUUUUCAAGUUGAAAGACCCAGAUGCAUCCGUGUUAUCUCGAGCUCUUCUCCCACGUGGUUCUCCGUGUUGUUCCUUGUUACUGCUGUCUCUGAUACCGAACAUUUUCGAUGCGGCAGAAAAACGAAGGUGCUCCGGGGCUCCGGCCACCGGGGCCUGGGUGGAUCUUAGCGGAGGGGUUGAUCCCGCUGUGUAAUUGCUUCUUCGGGUUAUUCCUCUGGGCAUCCAUUCGGUCCCUCUUUAUAUCUCAUCCGGGUGUAACCGUAAAGGCGAAGAACAGUAGCAGUGCUGUGUGACCCGAGGAGUGCUCAUGUCUUACCUUAACGUGCACUACGAAUGUAUACAGAAUAAACAGAAUAUGACGAUUA